AGCGGGAGCCGGCGCGCGAGCAGCAGGUGCCUCAGGAACUCUGAAGCUGAGCUGAGCCAAGAUGCCGCCAGAACCACUGGAGGGGCCUGCUUUCUGAGACUGAGCCAGCUGUGCCAAAGCACUUAGAGAGCCCACCUCCACCAGCAGGGACGCGCUUGGCUCCUGUGAGGAAGGGGCUCAGGGGCCUGGCCGGGCCAGCUGCACUGCAGCUAUGGACCGUGAGCGGGCCCGGCCCGCGUCCUCGCCGACUCCGUCCGCCUGCGGCUGUGCCUGCCAUGGGCUCCUCGGUGUACAUCGUGGUGGAGCUGGCCAUCGCCGUGCUGGCCGUCCUGGGCAACGUGCUGGUGUGCUGGGCUGUGUGGCAGAACAGCAACCUGCAGAACGUCACCAACUACUUCGUGGUGUCACUGGCAGCAGCCGACAUCGCAGUGGGCGUCCUUGCCAUCCCCUUCGCCAUCACCAUCAGCAUAGGGUUCUGUGCCGCCUGCCACAGCUGCCUCUUCUUUGCCUGCUUCGUCCUGGUCCUCACGCAGAGCUCCAUCUUCAGCCUCCUGGCCAUCGCCAUUGACCGCUACAUCGCCAUCCGCAUCCCACUCCGGUACAAUGGCUUGGUGACCGGUGCGAGGGCCAAGGGCAUCAUUGCCGUCUGCUGGGUGUUGUCCUUUGCCAUCGGCCUGACACCCAUGCUAGGCUGGAACAACUGCAGUCAUCAGCCAAAGGAUGGCAGGAACCACUCGAAGCACUGCGGGGAGGGCCAGGUGGCCUGUCUCUUUGAGUACGUGGUCCCCAUGAACUACAUGGUGUACUACAACUUCUUUGCCUGUGUCCUGGUGCCCCUGCUGCUCAUGUUGGGCAUCUACUUGCGUAUCUUCCUGGCAGCCCGGCGGCAGCUGAAGCAGAUGGAGAGCCAGCCUCUGCCCGGGGAGCGGGCUCGGUCCACACUGCAGAAGGAGGUCCACGCGGCCAAGUCGCUGGCCAUCAUCGUGGGGCUCUUUGCCCUCUGCUGGCUGCCCCUGCACAUCAUCAACUGCUUCACCUUCUUCUGCCCUGAGUGCAAACAUGCCCCUCCCUGGCUCAUGUACCUGGCCAUCAUCCUCUCCCACUCCAACUCCGUGGUGAACCCCUUCAUCUAUGCCUACCGCAUCCGCGAGUUCCGCCAGACCUUCCGCAAGAUCAUUCGCAGCCACAUCCUGAGGCAGCGGGAGCCCUUCAAGGCAGGUGGCACCAGUGCCCGGACCUUGGCGGCUCAUGGCAGUGAGGGAGAGCAGAUCAGCCUCCGCCUCAAUGGCCACCCUCCUGGGGUGUUGGCCAACGGGAGCGCCCCUACCCCGGAGCGGCGGCCCAAUGGCUAUGCCCUGGGACUAGUGAGUGGAGGAGGUGCCUGCGAGUUCCAUGGGGACAUGGGCCUCCCAGACGUGGAGCUCCUCAGCCAUGAGCUCAGGGGAUCAUGCCCAGAGUCCCCUGGCCUCGAGGGCCCCCUGGCCCAGGAUGGAGCAGGAGUGUCCUGAUGAGCCGCUGAGUUUGCCUCUUCCUAAGGGAAGAAAAUCUUUCUCUUUCUGGUCGUCGGAACCAGUCAUGUUGGGAGAAGAGAGAAUGUGCUGGGAGACCCCUCUCGUGGCUGGUUCCCACUGUGGACUGAGGAGGGAGCCCUGGCUGGCACAGCAUGAGGCCCAGCAAGAAGGGUUUGGAGUCCGAGGAAGCGGACGUUUCAUGCUAGAAGACGCUGCACCAGGCCAGGGCCACAGUACCAGAGCAUCUUGGCUGGGCAGGGCCCGGUCCCCACUCCGGAAGCAUCUAGAAGGGCCACCUUGUCUCUGCAGAGCAGCCGUGGUAGAGUAGGCUGGCUGGCCCUGAGCUGGGAGAGGCUCUUGCCACACACACCACCCUCCCCAGAUUUCCGAGGGCUUGGGAGCUGCUGUGCCUGGAAGUGGCAUUUGACUAUAUUUUCCAGGAGAAAAUGUAAGCGUGAGGAUAUCCUUUUUAUUUUAUUACUGUCCCUCCCUGGCUGCGAGGUCUGCUGUCGGCCCCGCUGCUAACCUGGCACCAGGCGUCGGCCCAGGGAGUCCCAGGCAGCCCUCUCCCACUGCUGUAAGCUGCCGCGUACUUCUUACCCCGCCAGUCCCAGGGCCAUCUCUUGGGGCGACCAAGCUGGGCUUGAGGACAGGGCGUUGUAGUGGAGUGGUGCCAGAAAGCCGGCUCAGGGGAGGAGGCCUGGGCUGGCGGCCAUGGGGGCGCCGGGCUAGCUCAGAGCUGCCCAGGUAGAGGCCCUAACGGCCUUUCCUUCUGAAGGGAAUGUUUUUUUCUGAGAUAAAAUAAAAAUUG
Molossus molossus (Pallas's mastiff bat) is the source of this 2322-nucleotide messenger RNA. It is a transcript of the gene ADORA2A, whose product is annotated as adenosine A2a receptor. Gene Ontology annotation, biological process: adenylate cyclase-activating G protein-coupled receptor signaling pathway; G protein-coupled adenosine receptor signaling pathway. Gene Ontology annotation, cellular component: membrane. Gene Ontology annotation, molecular function: G protein-coupled adenosine receptor activity. The transcript is spliced from 3 exons. Bases 276 to 1508 code for a protein of 410 amino acids. The record is from RefSeq and is a predicted model, not a curated record. NCBI's taxonomy places the organism in Eukaryota, Metazoa, Chordata, Mammalia, Chiroptera, Molossidae.